Exophiala viscosa is the source of this 2628-nucleotide messenger RNA. RefSeq names its product glucosamine-fructose-6-phosphate aminotransferase. The coding region runs from base 157 to 2262 and encodes 701 amino acids. The transcript has 5 exons. Gene Ontology annotation, biological process: fructose 6-phosphate metabolic process; UDP-N-acetylglucosamine metabolic process; protein N-linked glycosylation. The record is from RefSeq and is a predicted model, not a curated record. NCBI's taxonomy places the organism in Eukaryota, Fungi, Ascomycota, Eurotiomycetes, Chaetothyriales, Herpotrichiellaceae. Gene Ontology annotation, molecular function: L-glutamine:D-fructose-6-phosphate transaminase (isomerizing) activity; carbohydrate derivative binding.
UUCAUUUACCCCAAGCGGCUAUCCCUUGCUAUCCUUUGUUCGAAGCUGAGCGACCAGCACCACUUCCGAUCUUACAGUCAGGCAAGCAAGGCCUUGUUCGAAUCUUCUCGCCUGAGCGCCCGUCGCCGUCCAACUGCUGCAGUAUAGACUCUCAAGAUGUGUGGCAUCUUUGGCUACAUCAACUACCUGGUGGACAAAGACCGCAAGUUCAUUGUUGAUACGUUGCUUAAUGGUCUUUCUCGCCUAGAAUACAGAGGAUACGACUCGGCCGGUCUAGCAAUCGACGGCGACAAGAGAAAUGAAGUCUUCGCGUUCAAAGAGGUGGGCAAGGUUGUCAAACUUCGGGAGUUGAUUGCAAGUUCCGGUGUCGACAUGACCCAAAUCUUUGACUGCCACGCUGGCAUUGCUCACACUCGAUGGGCCACCCACGGUCAACCGUCAAGACUCAACUGCCAUCCUCACAGAUCUGAUCCCAAAUGGGAGUUUGCAGUUGUCCACAAUGGUAUCAUCACCAACUACAAGGAGCUGCGCGCCCUGCUCGAGGGCAAGGGGUUCAAAUUCGAGACUGAGACGGACACCGAGUGCAUUGCAAAAUUGGCCAAGUUCCUCUACGACUCUCAUCCGGACAUUGAUUUCACCACUCUGGGAAAAGCCGUCAUCAAAGAACUCCAGGGCGCGUUUGGUCUCCUCCUGAAGUCUGUACAUUUCCCUGCCGAGGUUGUUGCAGCCCGCAAAGGUUCCCCUUUGGUUGUCGGUGUGAAGACACAAAAGAAGAUGAAGGUAGAUUUCGUGGAUGUCGAAUACUCUGAAGAAGGUGGUGCUUUGACUGCGGAAAGAGCAAACCACAAUCUCGCCAUCAAGAAGUCGGCUGCUGGUCUGCUGGCUCCGAACGGCUUACUUGCUCCACCUGACAAGUCAUUGUUGCACAGAUCGCAGUCGCGUGCGUUCUUGUCGGAUGAUGGUAUGCCUCAACCUGCAGAGUUUUUCCUGUCUUCUGAUGCGUCGGCACUUGUGGAGCACACCAAGAAAGUGCUAUACCUUGAAGAUGACGAUAUCGCCCAUAUUCACGACGGCCAGCUCAAUAUCCACAGACUGAAGAAGGAUGAUGGCACUAGUAAUGUCCGUGCUAUCCAGACCAUCGAGUUGGAACUUCAGGAGAUUAUGAAGGGCAACUUCGACCACUUCAUGCAGAAGGAAAUCUUCGAACAGCCCGAAUCAGUCGUGAACACGAUGCGUGGUCGUUUGGACGUUGCGAACAGAAGCGUCACCCUUGGCGGCCUCAGACAGUACAUCAACACCAUUCGGAGAUGCAGAAGACUUAUCUUCAUUGCGUGUGGUACCAGUUAUCACUCGUGCAUGGCAGUCCGAGGUGCCUUUGAGGAACUCACCGAGAUUCCGAUUGCCGUCGAGCUGGCCAGUGACUUCCUGGACAGACAAGCACCCGUAUUCAGAGACGACACUUGCGUGUUCGUCUCGCAGUCUGGCGAGACCGCUGAUUCACUAUUGGCGUUGCGAUACUGCCUUGAGCGUGGUGCGUUGACUGUCGGUAUCGUCAAUGUUGUCGGUUCUUCCAUCUCCAUGCUCACCCACUGUGGUGUGCAUAUCAAUGCUGGACCCGAAAUCGGUGUUGCUUCCACCAAAGCCUACACAUCACAGUUCGUCGCCAUGAUCAUGUUCGCAUUGUCUCUCAGUGAAGACCGCGCUUCCAAGAUGAACCGUCGUCAUGAGAUCAUUGAUGGCUUGGGCAAGGUCAGCGAGCAGUUCCGACAAAUCCUCAAAUUGAAUGACGCAAUCAAGGAAAUGUGCGCGAAAUUCCUCCAGAACCAGAAGUCACUGCUAUUGCUUGGUCGUGGCAGCCAAUAUUCGACUGCUUUGGAAGGUGCUUUAAAGAUCAAGGAAAUCUCCUAUCUGCACUGCGAAGCCGUCAUGUCUGGAGAACUCAAGCACGGUGUUUUGGCACUUGUUGACGAAAACCUUCCUAUCAUCAUGAUCCUCACUCGAGACGACAUCUUUGCGAAGUCAUUGAACGCAUAUCAACAAGUCAUUGCCCGAGGUGGCCGACCUAUUGUCAUCUGUAACAAGGAUGAUCCAGAAUUUCCUCCGGACAAGACCGAACGUAUUGAGGUGCCAAAGACGGUCGACUGCUUGCAAGGUCUGCUAAACGUUAUUCCGUUGCAAUUGAUUGCCUACUGGCUAGCAGUGGCUGAAGGACUCAACGUCGACUUCCCACGUAACUUGGCCAAGUCUGUGACUGUCGAAUAAUCGAAAUGAGCAUUCCGCAGUUGUGGCAACGCCGUAUGACCUGGAGAUGCGUUUGUCGUUGGUAUCUACUCACAGCGUGGUUUGGAACACUGGGCGUCCGGGAAAUUGAUUGUAGAAGUUAGCUGGGUCACCUACAGAGCGGAGGAUAACUGCGGUGCCUUCAGGCGUACCCUAUGGAAGAAAAUGACUAUUGUUUCCUGUCAUUGAAUUCCACUUCUUCGCUCGUCAAAGUGACACAGGAUGUAAAUCACAGACUAUGCUGGACCUGUGGGACUACCCACGAGCUUACGUGAUAAGUUACGUGUAAGCUGCGCGAGGCUGUGACUGACUUACAGGUUGAGUUGGAGUAUUUUGGGGAGAUCGCGC